AUCACACCUCAGGCUGGCGUCAGGAGAGCAGGCGGAGGCUGUGGACCCGGCCAAGGGUGACCGAGCCUCAGGUCGCAGAGAGUGCAGAGGACUUGGGGUCAGCUUAGCCAGCAUCCAUGUUCGAGGAGGCCCGGUCUUUCUGGUGUGGCUCUAGAAGUUUCUGAGCAGCAGCUGUGCUGAACUGGGCAGGAGCCAGAGACUAGGUCUGGGGGUCCAGUUCCACUUGGGACUGAUGGUGAGCUCAGAGAGCAGCAGUCGGCCCAGCCAUGAGCAGCCAUGCAGCAGGGCCCGGCCAAGUGCUGGGCCUCGUGGCGGGGCUUCAGCCCCAGUGACCAUCUCAGAACUCAGUUACCCAGAUGGGGUGGCCAGAGCUGAUGGAAGGAAGGGCAGUCUGAGACUCGGCAGGCAGAUUGGAGGUUAAUGAAGAAGUUAAAAGCAGGGGCUCUAGUCCCAGACUGCCAGGGUUCACGCCCCUGUCCUCCACUUACUAACUUUGUAAUCUUGGGCAAGUUACUUAAUUCUCUGUGCCUCGGUUUGCUCAUCUGCAAAAUAGACAUGGUAAUACUAGGUACACACCUCCAGGUGUUUUGGAGGAUUAGUGAGUUAAUUCAUGGAACUUGCAUUGAGUGUGCCUGGCACACGGUGAGCUCUCAGUGUUUGCUGUUAUAAUCCUUGGCCAUUGGCAAUCAGCAUUACCUCCAGUCCCCACUGACUGGUGAAGUCAAGCCCACUGACAGACACCCACACCCUGCUCCAAACCCCGAACCCCACACCCCUCCUCUUUGUUAAGUGGAAGGCCUCAGGAAGCUCCCUUUAAGACAUGGGUUUUCUAGACAAGUUUUCUGCCAGAGAACUUUCCCUUCUGCCAGAAUCUCAGGGACUCUUCCAGGUCUCCCUUUCCAGAACCAACAUCUCUGUCUGCCCUUCUGUCUUCAGACUGCCCUCUUUCCCCUCCAGCUCUCCCUCCAUAACUGCGUCUCCUCUGGCCAGGUUUGCAGGCUGGGUCUGGGGGAGGCCCCUGGGGUUGACUGAGCAGAGCUGGCUGUGUGAUGGAGAUGGCUCUCUUCCAGUUGGGCACUGCCACCCUCUCGUGGUCCAAGCAGCACACGAACAGAACCAGGUGCUCAACACCAACAGCCGAUACCUGCACGACAACAUUGUGGAUUACGCACAGAGGCUUUCGGAGACCCUGCCGGAGAAGCUCUGCGUGUUUUAUUUCCUGAAUUCUGGGUCGGAAGCCAAUGACCUGGCUCUGAGGCUGGCCCGCCAGUACACGGGACACUGGGACGUGGUAGUGCUGGAUCAUGCUUAUCAUGGUCACCUGAGCUCCCUGAUCGACAUCAGUCCCUACAAGUUCCGGGGCCUGGAUGGCCAGAAGGAGUGGGUCCAUGUGGCACCUCUCCCAGACACCUACCGGGGCCCCUACCGGGAGGACCACCCCAAUCCAGCUGUGGCCUAUGCCAGUGAGGUGAAACGCGUGGUCAGCAGCGUCCAGGAAAAGGGCAGGAAGAUUGCAGCGUUCUUCGCGGAGUCUCUGCCCAGUGUAGGAGGGCAGAUCAUUCCCCCUGCUGGCUACUUCCCGGAAGUGGCAGAGCACGUCCGCAGGGCCGGAGGGGUCUUUGUCGCAGAUGAGAUUCAAGUGGGCUUUGGCCGAGUAGGCAAGCACUUCUGGGCCUUCCAGCUGCAGGGGGAAGACUUUGUCCCCGACAUUGUCACCAUGGGCAAAUCCAUUGGCAAUGGCCACCCUGUAGCCUGCGUGGCCACAACCCAAGCUGUGGCGAGGGCCUUUGAAGCCACCGGCGUCGAGUACUUCAACACGUUUGGGGGCAGCCCGGUGUCCUGCGCUGUGGGGCUGGCCGUCCUGGAUGUCUUGGAGAAAGAGCAGCUGCAGGCUCAUGCCGCCUGUGUGGGCAGCUUCCUGAUGGAGCUCCUUGGGCAGCAGAAAGCCAAACACCCCAUCAUCGGGGACAUCAGGGGCGUCGGGCUCUUCGUUGGUGUGGAUCUAAUCAAAGACAAGGCCACAAGGACACCAGCAACUGAAGAGGCUGACUACUUGGUGUCCAGGCUGAAGGAGAACUACAUUUUGCUGAGCACUGAUGGCCCUGGGAGGAACGUCCUCAAGUUUAAGCCCCCAAUGUGCUUCAGCUUGGACAAUGCACAACACGUGGUGGCAAAGCUGGAUGCCAUCCUAACAGACAUGGAAGAAAAGAUGAGAAGUUGUGAGACGCUGAGGCUCCAGCCUGAGGCAGCCCUGCUGAGUCCUCCUCUAGAAAAAAUGAAGCAUUCCACUCAAAUACACUACUGGGAUGAUGGUCAUGACCUCCAACUUACAGAAGAAGAAAGCCACUGAGGCUCAAGGCAGGGCUUGCUAGAGGCCAUCCUGCUAUCCCUCCCCCAGCCACACUGCUCUGUGGUUGGGUGGGCCAGAUGUCUGUGUCCCCUCAGGGCCCAAAGAGUCAAUUUCCUUUUUGCUCAAAAAUCUGCCCGCUGUGGGUGGGGGUAGGGUCAAGGACCUUUCACUGCUCCGGCUUAAAUAAAUCAUUAAGUGUAUUCUUUAGACAAAGUACCCUGACACAUACAACCCCUCCCCCAUUAAAUUCAGUUAAAAAAAAAAAGUUCAUCUUACCAAGGCGUCCCCGUACAAGCAUCUGCCUACAACAAACUGGCAAAUUACCCCCACCCAGUGAUGCAAUCUGUUGUUUUCUAUCCUAUCAAAUUAAAAAUGCUGAAUACAACUAAAUACACUUAUUUCAAAACCUA
Messenger RNA from Equus caballus (horse), 2760 nucleotides. The record is from RefSeq and is a predicted model, not a curated record. Lineage: Eukaryota; Metazoa; Chordata; Mammalia; Perissodactyla; Equidae.